Colletotrichum graminicola M1.001 is the source of this 417-nucleotide messenger RNA. RefSeq lists its product as uncharacterized. NCBI's taxonomy places the organism in Eukaryota, Fungi, Ascomycota, Sordariomycetes, Glomerellales, Glomerellaceae. The record is from RefSeq and is a predicted model, not a curated record. The transcript has a single exon. The coding region runs from base 1 to 417 and encodes 138 amino acids.
AUGCCCUUUGCUACUCGCACUGAAGAUUUUCUCUUCGUGAAAAACGUCACUGGCUUGCCGUGGAAGGAGACCGAUCGCCGAGUCAGCAAUGCCACCAAGGCCAUGCAGAAGCACGAAUUCUGGGAGCGCUGUCGUUCGGCAGCAGAAGUUGACAAGGCCCGGUGGAAGUCUCUCCAGGACGCCAUGGCCAGAGAUGCUUGCGUUGUGGAUAUCACAUUUGAGGGGGAAUGGGAUAAGGUUGGACCCAGCGUCCAGGUGUCUCAGGAGGUUGCGCGAACACCAACAGCGGUACCGCAGACUGGCUCAUCUCCGUUCGUGCACCCGCUCCGGGCACAGGAUGCAGGGAAGGGGCGCGCCAAUAGCAGUGGAAGUGGUUGGACUAGGAAUUCCGGGCUGCGCAACGAAGUGCAGUUCUAG